Messenger RNA from Acyrthosiphon pisum (pea aphid), 1064 nucleotides. Its product is annotated as transmembrane and coiled-coil domain-containing protein 1-like. The record is from RefSeq and is marked predicted. Gene Ontology annotation, cellular component: cytoplasm; endoplasmic reticulum; endoplasmic reticulum membrane. The transcript has 5 exons. The coding region runs from base 183 to 734 and encodes 183 amino acids. NCBI's taxonomy places the organism in Eukaryota, Metazoa, Arthropoda, Insecta, Hemiptera, Aphididae. Gene Ontology annotation, molecular function: calcium channel activity. Gene Ontology annotation, biological process: endoplasmic reticulum calcium ion homeostasis.
AUUAGAGCGUUAUUCUCAUAUAGAAAAUCGUUCAGAACGGGUAUUACCGUUUUGUAAUUUGUAGUAUAGACAAUUGGAACCGCGUUUUGAUGAUUCCCGUAUUGGCUAUCGUCUAAACGCCAUCGAUAAAACGACAUUUACCUACCACCUAUUCAACACUCAAUGCAUUAGAACACUGAACAAUGUGGUCCGAUACAUUUCUCAUCGUAUUUAUUUCAAUUUGUACGGCUCUAUUAGGAGAAGGAUUAACAUGGUUACUAGUAUAUCGAACCGAAAAAUAUCAAAAACUGAAAGUGGAAAUUGAAAAAUCUAGUAAAAAACUUGAAAAACGUAAAGAAGCUCAUGGAGACUCUGUAGACAAACAACAAAAGAAAAAAAUUGAACGUGUUGAGGAAAAACUUAAAAUUAACAAUCGUGAUUUGUCAAUGGUAAAAAUGAAGUCCAUGUUUGCCAUUGGUUUUGCAUUUACAGCACUAUUAAGCAUGUUCAACAGCAUAUUUGAUGGACGUGUUGUAGCAAGAUUACCUUUUACACCUAUUCCUUGGGUUCAAGGCUUAUCACAUAGAAAUCUACCUGGUGAUAAUUACACAGAAUGUUCAUUUAUAUUCUUGUAUAUAUUGUGUACCAUGUCAAUACGUCAAAAUAUUCAAAAACUAUUGGGAUUUGCUCCAUCAAGAAUGGCCAAUAAACAAAGUGGUGGCUUAUUUGGACCUCAACCUCAACAGUUUAAAUAAAUUCAAUUGGACAUAACAAAUUAGUAUUAAUAUAAAAGACCAAUUUAUGUUUUUUUUGUAUUACAAAAAAAAAAUCAAAUUAUAUUUGUACUUUUAUAAGGUUUUGUAAGAUAUUUCAUUAAUUAUUAGUUAAAUGCAACUCUAAAUAAUGUGAAAUUUCAUAUUGAAUGUUUAAAUGUCAAAAAUUAAAAUAUGCGACACUUACCACACUUUAUUCACCUAUAUGGUAUAAUGUUACGAUUCUAUUGAUCGUUCAGUGUUUAGAAUCCCUUGCUCAUGUUGGAAAUAAUGAAAUGUAUAAUAAUGAAAUAAAAUAUUUGUGCAACUUAA